CUCGUUUCAUGCAAACUAAGGCAGGUGGCCGUAGACUGACUGAGAGAACUGGAAUCUCUUUUUUAAUUGUCUGAGCUCACGUUGUCGUAGUCUCUGAGGGUCACUCGAGAUUAGCCCUGGUAUAGAUUUACUGGACUCAGAAUUGCUCUACUAAUGUACAUUUAAUGUGUGUUAAACUGUGUGAAAGUUGCAGGACCAGUUUGGGUUGUUCUUAAAGGAUACAAUAACGGACACACCUGCCUUUAUAUUCAUGAACACUUUAAGUAAACGGCACAUUACUUUCGGCAGUGAGCUGUACAGACUCACAGCUCCUUUACACAACAUUGGAAAAAUCAAGAUACAUGCAUCCCCGAUGAUCUGGAUUUGUUCUCUGGGGGUACCCCUACCAAGCCUCGAAAUACUUCAUCAAGGAUUACCAAGAAAAGCUGGCACAAGUGGAAGAGCUAAUAGAACGCUCCAAGUAAUGUAAAUAACAAAGUGUUUUUUAUGUAUCUGCUAAGUUUCGGGAGCCAUUAGAAAAGGAGACACCUCCAGGACUGCUCCCCAUUGAUUUCACUGGAUAAUGGGUCAAAAUCCUUCGGCUCCGGACGUGAUUAUCCAGCAUGACAAGGCUGAUAUUAUAUGUGAGAUCUUUAGCCAAGGAGUGGUUCAUGCAGCCCAGAAACUCAAGGAAUAUCUGGGAUUUGAAGAUCCUUUUGGCAACCUUCGUCCAACUGCGGAUACUUUGAUAGAAAUCUUCCUAGUGAACUUUAUAAACUUCUGUGUUGAAAAAGGCGUAGAGGAAAGGAUCGCCACCAGUAAAAUGACAAAGCAGCAGUCACUCUUGCUUGGCGUCGAUUGGAUCUGGACCAUCUUUGGUUCUGAUAAGCUUGUGAAGCUCCAGAUAGCCGUCCAGGCCCUGGAAAUGUCGGACUUCGUUAUGCAUGGGAGAAGGACGCACAGUAUGACCAGCUGCACCCAUUGUAAAGAAGUACAGCUGACGGACACGUCGUACAAGGACAAGAGUCCGUCCGAGAAGCUGGAAGAGUUCUGCGGGCUGGUGGGGACAGACUGCAUGGGGUUAUUCAUAGUGUUUGGUUUGCCGGGGAAGCCCAAAGACAUUCGAGGAGUACUUCUGGACAGCGUGAUGAAGGAGAAAAGGAAAGCCUCUGGGGAACAAGCCUUGGAACAAUUCAUUCUGAGCACAGACACCUUCCUGCCGACCAGGGAGAUGUUAGAGACUUGUAUGUCAAGGAAGAAUGGCUACAAAAACAUCGGAAAAGUGUACAUCAACUUUUUGUGAUUGUGCUGUAAUUUCUUCUUACAAAAUGGUGCAAAACUGGAUCAUGUGGAGAAAUUAAUCUGGACGGCGGAAUUUAUGGUGGAGACUGGGUAUGAAACAGUUUGUGUGUGUCGUACAUUAAUCUAAUGUGAACACACGACGUGAAUGGCAUAUGGCAAAAAGCAGAGGAUGUGGGGAAUAAAACACCUUACAUCGUGUUAGUAAGAUUUACAGAAACUCUGUGUAUUGAAUCCCUGCUCUGCAGGGGGGAAGGUUUGCACGAUUUGCCUUUGGAGUUCAGUUAAUGACAUCAUAACCUAAAUUAUUUAAAGAUACUGUAUUUUUUAACUUGUUGCCAUUAUAGAUUGUAUUAUUACCAGUAUAUUAUAUACUGCAUUAUUAUAUUAUAUAAUCAUCGCUAAAGUGAAUAAAUAUGUAAGUGAUACGGUUGUCAUUGCAUCAUGGAUUCUGUAUGGAGUUUAGCUUUAAUAAAUAAAGGUCAGUAUUUUCGGAUUAUCCUCUGCAUAUUGCCUCCAGUGCAAGGGUUAAAAUCCCAUGAUGCUUUGCUUGCAUUUUUCCCCAUUGUAUUUCAAUAAUAAACAGUAUUUGAAUAAUUA
Messenger RNA from Pelobates cultripes (western spadefoot toad), 1878 nucleotides. NCBI's taxonomy places the organism in Eukaryota, Metazoa, Chordata, Amphibia, Anura, Pelobatidae. The record is from the annotation of a GenBank genome assembly.